AUGGGCUUGAAAGACUUUGUGGUGGCGGCAAUGGCGUCGGUGCUAGUAGCUGUAGCUACUAAAACAUUAGCAAUAACUCUUGCCAAGUCUGGCUGCCCGGGUUACUGUGGAAACGUUGCAAUCCCAUAUCCAUUCGGUACAAGCCCUGACUGUUUCCGAAAUGAGAAUUUCCGCAUCACUUGUAACAACUCUUUCAAUCCUCCCAAACCAUAUUUGAGGGAUUCAAAUAUCGAUUUUACCAAUAUAAGCAUCGACGGUGAGUUGCAGAUCCCCAACUUCGUAGCACGAGAUUGCUUCAGAAAGAACGAAUCUGAGGACCAAAAUCAGCCCACAUUGACUUUGUCUGAUUUAACCAUCUCUAGCACCAAAAAUGUAUUCACAGUCAUUGGCUGUGACAGUUAUGCUUACAUUCAAGGUUACAUAGACGACCAAAGAUACAGCUCCGGAUGCAUGUCCUUAUGUGACAGUUCUAAGUAUGUCAAAGACGGCUCUUGCAUCGGCUCUGGGUGUUGCCAGAUAGAAAUUCCUAGAGGGUUAUCGGAAAUCAACAUCACAGCUUAUAGCUUUAACAACCAUGUAAAUGUAUCCGACUUCAAUCCAUGCACCUAUGCGUUCGUUGUUGACAAAAGUAGCUUCACAUUCAAGCGGAGCUAUCUUGAUACGUUACCGAAAGAGCUUCCUGUUGUGCUUGAAUGGACAGUAACUGGGGAAGGCAACUGUACGGAAGCAAGCAGCAAACCGUAUUACGCAUGUAAAGAAAACAGCGAGUGUUACGAACCUGACAACGGUUCUGGGUAUCUUUGCAAGUGCAAGAAGGGUUACCAAGGGAAUCCAUACCUCUCUAAUGGUUGCGAAGACAUAAAUGAAUGCAACGAACCCAAUCUCAAUAACUGUGAGCAAAAGUGUGAUAACACAGAAGGGAGCUAUACAUGCAGUUGCUACAAAGGGUAUCACUUAACGGACGGAGGAAAACAUGGACCACGUUGUGUGCCCAAUGUACCCAAUCAAUUUCCAGUGAUUAAGGUUGCUCUUAGUGUUGGCGUAAGCUUUUUGGUCCUGUUUGUGAGUAUUCCUUGGCUGUACUUGGUCUUGAAGAAAAGAAAGCACAUCAAACUUAAAGAAAAGUUCUUCCAGCAAAAUGGGGGUUUUCUUUUACAAAAAGAACUCUCUAAACGAACUGGAUCGUUUGAUAAAGCUAAAUUUAAAAUCUUUACGGAAGAAGAACUCAAGAAGGCCACCAGCAACUUUUCUGAAGAUAGAAUAGUUGGCCGAGGAGGCUAUGGCACGGUAUAUAAAGGAUUUUUAACGAAAGACAAUCCAGUUGCCAUAAAGAAGUCCAAAAUUGUGGAUCAGAACAAAAUCGAGCAAUUUAUCAACGAAAUAGCCGUGCUUUCACAAAUCAACCAUAUAAAUGUGGUGAGACUGUUGGGUUGUUGUUUAGAAACUGAAGUCCCUUUACUUGUUUAUGAGUUUAUCAGCAAUGGUACCCUCUCUGAACACAUCCACAAUAAAGACAAGGCUACCAGCCUUUCUGGGGAAAGACGUUUGAAAAUUGCAUCAGAAACGGCAGGAGUGCUCUCUCAUUUGCACUCAGCUUCUACUACAAUUAUCCAUAGAGAUGUGAAGUCUGCCAACAUACUAUUAGACGAUGAAUACAAUGCAAAAAUGUCUGAUUUUGGAGCUUCAAAGUUGGUCCCGAUGAAUGUAACUCAACUAUCCACAAUGGUGCAAGGGACUUUUGGGUACUUAGACCCAGAAUACUUUCAGACUGGGCAGUUGACAGAGAAAAGUGAUGUCUACAGCUUUGGGGUUGUGCUUGUGGAGCUACUGACAGGAAAGAAGGCAGUUUUAUUUGACAAGUCUGAGGGUGAUCAGAUAAGUCUGGUCACGUAUUUCCUUUCUUCAAUGGAAGAAAAUCGUUUAUUUCAAAUUCUUGAGAAUCAUAUAGUAAACGACGAGAACAAGGAGCAGCUGAGGCAAAUGGCGGAGUUAGCGAAGAGGUGCUUAAGCGUGAAAGGGGAGGAGAGGCCUGGAAUGAGGGAAGUAGCCAUGGAAUUACAUGAAUUGAGAAUGAUGCAUAAACACCCGUGGGACAGUGCAAUGAUUCCAGAAGAAACAGAAUCCUUUCUCUUUGGAACGUCUGGGGCUUGUAGAUCUGGUGAUGAUAGAAUUAUAAUUGCUGGGUAUGACAGCAUCAAAGCCCGGGCAGUGGCAUUUGAUGUUGAUGCCAGAUGAAUGUUGGA
Molecule: messenger RNA, 2243 nt
Organism: Pistacia vera
Lineage: Eukaryota; Viridiplantae; Streptophyta; Magnoliopsida; Sapindales; Anacardiaceae
Product: putative wall-associated receptor kinase-like 16
Exons: 3
Coding region: 1-2235 (744 amino acids)
Biological process (GO): cell surface receptor signaling pathway; protein phosphorylation
Cellular component (GO): plasma membrane
Molecular function (GO): polysaccharide binding; calcium ion binding; ATP binding
Source: RefSeq, a predicted model, not a curated record